Molecule: messenger RNA, 3164 nt
Organism: Cololabis saira (Pacific saury)
Lineage: Eukaryota; Metazoa; Chordata; Actinopteri; Beloniformes; Belonidae
Product: tripartite motif-containing protein 3-like
Exons: 17
Coding region: 149-2449 (766 amino acids)
Biological process (GO): protein polyubiquitination; negative regulation of translation; proteasome-mediated ubiquitin-dependent protein catabolic process
Molecular function (GO): protein binding; zinc ion binding; ubiquitin protein ligase activity
Source: RefSeq, a predicted model, not a curated record
AUCCUCCCUGUGAGGAGCUUCUCUCUCUCUGGUCAUGACGGAAGAUUCUUCCUCCGGAGGAAACGCUGAAUCCUCCUCUUCCUCCUCCUCUUCCUCCUCUUCCUCCUGUCAGGGAUCGGCUGCUAACCGCUGUCCUCCGCAGCGGUAGAUGUCCUCGGUCAUGGCCCAGCGGGACGCCGGCAGCCCCAGCCCGGUGGUGCGGCAGAUAGACAAGCAGUUCCUGGUGUGCAGCAUCUGCCUGGAUCACUACCGCAACCCCAAGGUGCUGCCCUGCCUGCACACCUUCUGCCAAAGCUGCCUCCAGAACUACAUCCCCCCGGAGUCCCUGACUCUCUCCUGCCCCGUCUGCCGGCAGACGUCCAUCCUGCCGGAGAGGGGAGUAGCGGCGCUGCAGAACAACUUCUUCAUCACCAACCUCAUGGAGGUCCUGCAGCGAGAGCCCGAUCGCUCACGGCCCGAGACCUGCAGCGUCCUGGAGUCGGUUAGCGCCGCGGCGGCAGGGAAACCGCUCUGCUGCCCCAACCACGACGGCAAGGUGAUGGAGUUUUACUGCGAGUCGUGCGAGACGGCCAUGUGUCUGGACUGCACGGAGGCCGAGCAUCGCGAGCACGACACCGUCCCGCUGAGAGACGUGGUGGAGAAACACAAGGGGGCGCUGAAGACGCAGCUGGACGACAUCACCGGCAGGCUCCCCCAGCUGACGGCAGCCAUCGAUCUGGUGUCUGAGAUCUCCCGCCAGCUGAACGACAGGAAGAACGAGGCGAUAAACGAGAUCAGCGUUAGUUUCCAGGAGCUGGAGCGGCUGCUGCAGCAACGCAAGACGGAGCUGAUAACGGACCUGGAGAACAUCUGCAGCAACAAGCAGAAGGUCCUGCAGGCCCAGCUGGACGUCCUGCUUCAGGGGAAGGAGCAGAUCCAGAGCAGCUGCAGCUUCACGGAGCAGGCGCUGAGCCACGGCAGCGCCACCGAGGUUCUGCUGGUCCAGAAACAGAUGAGUGAGCGAGUGACGGCUCUGGCCCGACACGACUUCCCGGAGAAACCGCACCAGAACGCUCACCUGGAGUGUCAGGUAGAAACCGACGGCCUCCGUCGCUCCAUCCAGAACCUGGGCGUCCUCCUCACCACGGCGGCCGUGGCUCACACCUCCGUGGCGACGGGGGAAGGACUCCGUCACGCCGCCACCGGGCAGAACCAAACCAUCACCGUCACCACCAAGGACAAGGACGGGGACUUGGUGCGGACGGGAAACGCCGCCCUGACGGCCGAGAUCGUGUCGGCGGACGGCGGCCGGGCGGCGGAGACGGAGGUGACGGACAACAAGAACGGCACGUACGAGGUUAGCUUCACGCUGCGCUGCGAGGGCGAGUUCUCCCUGGACCUAGCGCUGUACGGCCAGCCGCUCCGCGGCAGCCCCUUCCGCCUGCGCGCCGUCAAGCCCUGCGACGUCCCACCAUCGCCCGACGACGUGAAGCGGCGGGUCAAGUCCCCCGGCGGGACGGGCGGCCACGUCCGCCAGAAGGCGCUGCGCCGGCCCGCUAGCAUGUACAGCACCGUCAAGAAGAAGGAGAACCCCAUCGAGGACGAGCUCAUCUACCGGGUUGGUUCCCGCGGCAGAGAGAAGGGCGAGUUCACCAACCUGCAGGGAAUCUGCACCUCCAGCAACGGGAGGGUGGUGGUGGCCGACAGCAACAACCAGUGUAUACAGGUGUUCUCCAACGAGGGCCAGUUCCGGAUGCGGUUCGGGGUCCGGGGCCGGUCCCCCGGGCAGCUGCAGAGACCGACCGGCGUCACGGUGGACGUGAACGGAGACAUCGUGGUGGCCGACUACGACAACCGCUGGGUCAGCAUCUUCUCCCCCGACGGCAAGUUCAAGAACAAGAUCGGGGCGGGCCGCCUCAUGGGGCCCAAGGGCGUGGCCGUGGACAGGAACGGACACAUCAUCGCCGUGGACAACAAGGCCUGCUGCGUCUUCAUCUUCCAGUCCAACGGGAAGCUGGUGACCAAGUUCGGAGGACGAGGGACGACGGAGAGACAGUUCGCAGAGAAACUCGGCCCAAACUUAAAUAAACCGUCCUCGGUGUUCUGUCCGCACUUCGUUGCAGUCAACAAUAAGAACGAGAUUAUUGUGACGGAUUUCCACAAUCACUCCGUGAAGGUUUACAGCGCCGACGGCGAGUUCCUGUUCAAGUUCGGCUCCCACGGCGAAGGCAACGGCCAGUUCAACGCCCCGACGGGCGUCGCCGUGGACGCCAACGGCAACAUCAUCGUGGCCGACUGGGGCAACAGCCGGAUACAGGUGUUCGACAGCGCCGGCUCCUUCCUGUCCUACAUCAACACGUCGGCCGACCCGCUCUACGGCCCGCAGGGCGUCGCCCUCACGUCCGACGGACACGUGGCCGUGGCCGACUCCGGAAACCACUGUUUCAAAGUUUACCGAUACCUGCAGUAGAACAACAACGACGACUCUGGAAACCACUGCUUCAAAGUUUACCGAUACCUGCAGUAGCACGACGACUCCGGAAACCACUGCUUCAAAGUUAACGAUACCUGCAGUAGCACGACGACUCCGAAAACCACUGCUUCAAAGUUUACCGAUACCUGCAGUAGAACAACAACGACGACUCUGGAAACCACUGCUUCAAAGUUUACCGAUACCUGCAGUAGAACAACGACGACGACUCCAGAAACCACUGCUUCAAAGUUUACCGAUACCUGCAGUAGCACGACGACUCUGGAAACCACUGCUUCAAAGUUUACCGAUACCUGCAGUAGAACAACAACGACGACUCUGGAAACCACUGCUUCAAAGUUUACCGAUACCUGCAGUAGAACAACGACGACGACUCCAGAAACCACUGCUUCAAAGUUUACCGAUACCUGCAGUAGAACAACGACUCUGGAAACCACUGCUUCAAAGUUUACCGAUACCUGCAGUAGAACAACGACGACUCUGGAAACAUCUGCUUCAAAGUUUACCGAUACCUGCAGUAGCACGACGACUCUGGAAACCACUGCUUCAAAGUUAACGAUACCUGCACUAGAACAACGACGACGACUCUAGAAACCACUGCUUCAAAGUUUACCGAUACCUGCAGUAGAACAACGACUCUGGAAUCCCGGCCUGACCGUGUAAAUAAACCUGUUAAUAAACCCCACAUCACUGG